Messenger RNA from Abrus precatorius (Indian licorice), 275 nucleotides. RefSeq lists its product as uncharacterized. The transcript is spliced from 2 exons. Bases 1 to 204 code for a protein of 67 amino acids. The record is from RefSeq and is a predicted model, not a curated record. Lineage: Eukaryota; Viridiplantae; Streptophyta; Magnoliopsida; Fabales; Fabaceae.
AUGUCGGAACCACCAUUUAGACCACGAGAGAAACUUAUUGAGAAGCAGAAGUAUUUUCAGAGUGUUCAUAAACCCACAUACUUGAAAGGGCCAUAUGAUAAGAUUACAUCUGUUGCAAUACCGCUUGCUUUGGCUGCAUCUUCAUUGUAUCUGAUUGGACGAGGGAUCUACAACAUGUCACAUGGAAUAGGAAAGAAAGAAUGACUUACAAUUCUGAUUGAUGAGGUGGGUGUUUUGCAGCACAAGUCUCAUUGAUCGUCCUAAAUAUUUACCAC